UAUGUAACUGAACCAAAACAGAAGCCGUAUUCUCUUCUAUCUUCACUUUAAUAACCUCGAAGGAAUAAAAAAGAGAGUAACCAAACCAACAAGUUGUGGACAGAGACCCCAUAGACAAAUAGGCUAGUUUCCCUGUUCUUUGAUCCGAUCAUCAUCGAUGGAAAGGUACGACAUAUUGAGAGAUCUUGGCUCCGGCAACUUUGGAGUUGCAAAGCUCGUCAGAGAGAAAGCCAACGGAAAGUUUUACGCCGUUAAGUACAUCGAAAGAGGCCUUAAGAUUGAUGAACAUGUACAGAGAGAGAUCAUAAAUCAUAGAGACUUGAAGCAUCCCAAUAUCAUCAGAUUCAAAGAGGUUUUUGUAACACCAACACAUCUUGCCAUAGUAAUGGAGUAUGCAGCAGGCGGUGAACUUUUUGAAAGAAUUUGCAGUGCCGGUAGAUUCAGCGAAGACGAAGCAAGGUACUAUUUCAAACAACUUAUCUCGGGAGUUAGCUAUUGUCACGCUAUGCAAAUAUGUCACAGAGACCUCAAGCUCGAGAAUACACUCUUAGAUGGGAGCCCCUCGUCGCAGCUUAAAAUAUGCGACUUCGGGUAUUCGAAGUCAUCAGUUCUACACUCUCAGCCAAAAUCUACCGUGGGAACUCCGGCUUAUGUUGCUCCGGAGGUCCUGUCCCGAAAAGAAUAUAACGGGAAGAUUGCAGAUGUAUGGUCGUGUGGGGUAACAUUAUAUGUAAUGUUAGUUGGUGCUUAUCCCUUUGAAGAUCCAGACGAUCCAAGAAACAUUAGAAAAACAAUUCAGAGGAUAUUAAAUGUACAGUACACCAUACCGGACUACGUCAGGAUUUCCUCCGAAUGCAAGCAUCUCUUAUCUCGUAUCUUCGUUGCUGGCCCUGACAAGAGAAUAACUGUACCGGAAAUCGAAGAACACUCCUGGUUCUUGAAGAAUCCAGGGCCGGUUCUCGCAGAUAAGAACAUAGUGGAAGAAGAAGAAGAAGAAGAGAACUGUGGGCAGAGUGUUGAAGAAAUAGUGAAGAUAAUAGAAGAAGCGAGAAAGGAUGUGAAUGGUAAGAACGACAAUGGUGGAUUAGGCUUAAUAGAUGGAAGCCUUAUUGAUCUUGAUGAUAUCGAUGAUGCUGAUAUUUAUGAUGAGGUCGAUGAUGAUGAUGAGGAGAAGAAUGGUGAUUUCGUAUGUGCUCUAUGAUUUCAUAUCCAUAUUGCAUGUGUAUGCACGUGAAUGCAUGUAUUUUAUGUGUGUGUAGCUUGAGAGUAUCCGAUGAUUUGGUGUUGCAUGUAUUUGUAUAACUUAUAAGUGGAAAUAAUUAACCACUA
Brassica oleracea var. oleracea is the source of this 1329-nucleotide messenger RNA. Its product is annotated as serine/threonine-protein kinase SRK2F. Gene Ontology annotation, biological process: protein phosphorylation; intracellular signal transduction. The transcript is spliced from 9 exons. The coding region runs from base 158 to 1201 and encodes 347 amino acids. Gene Ontology annotation, molecular function: ATP binding; protein serine/threonine kinase activity. NCBI's taxonomy places the organism in Eukaryota, Viridiplantae, Streptophyta, Magnoliopsida, Brassicales, Brassicaceae. The record is from RefSeq and is a predicted model, not a curated record.